AUGGAGGAAGAAGUACCGUUGAAAAUUAUCGAAUUAUCUGAUUUUCUUCAUUUACCAUCGAUCCUUUCCAAAAGACUUGAAUUUAAACAAACAAAAACUGAAGAAUCAUCAUCUGGUCAACGCCGAACAGAUCGACAAGGAUCAGAUGGAAUUAAAUUAAAAAUUGCACAAUCGGGUAUUGUUUUGUUAAGACACAAGACAAUAUCUACUGAUAAUCAUGCUAAUGAAGAAUAUUCCAAACAGAAGGAAUUAAUUAUACCUAAAGAUAUCAUUGUAUUUGCUGAUGAUGUAGAUCGAGAAAAAAUUGGUCUAUUCAAUAAGUCAAAAAAUCAUUUUUCAAGACAUUUGUUAGUUACAUCGGGUGCUGCACUUCAAGCACUAAUACCUCCAUUAACUAACGCUACAGAAUGGAUUGUUAUUUGUAAACUUAAAUAUUCUAAACUUUAUACAAAAGAAUUACCAAUUGAAAGAAAUGUUAUUAUUUCAUUGAAUGUACAUCAUCCUUAUGUUCGCUAUGAAAUCCUUACUGCCUUUGAAUUAUUACAACAAUCAUUCAAUGAAAUAAAAUCAGCUUAUAUUAUGAUUGAUUUUUCUCAAAUAUUAAGUCGAUGGUUUAAAAAUUAUCUACAACGUACUGAUCAAUAUCCACCAUUGUCGAGUCGAAUAUUGUUUCGAUAUCAAAUUCAAUCAUGUAAAUGUUCGCUUACUUUAGGAAAACGACAGUUUCAUCAAGAUAAUAAUUAUUAUCGAAUUCGAAAUAGUCGAAAAAAAUCUCAUGCUAAAUCUGAUAUUCCAGUGCAGAUUUAUAUUAGUUUCAAUUCUUUACCAACAAUGGUUUAUUCAAUUCAAUUAAAUAAUAUAUUUGUCUAUUCAAUGAAUGAUGAAUAUAAACAAAUAUUAAAAGAUAUUGGUAAUGGUUUAUCAUUAGUUUCUGUACAAAACAUUGAUUCUUGUGAAGUUGUAGAAGAGAAACCAAAUAAUUGUAAUUCUCUUGUUGAAACAGAGGAAAAUUGUCAAGGAAAAUAUACUGUUCAAGAAAAAGAAGAAACAAAAUCUUGUCCCUCAUCAUAUGAACCAAAUGAACAAGAAAAAAUGUUAUUUGAAAAACUUUGGGAUAAUCGAAUACGAAUUCAAAUGCAACAUCAACAAUUAAUGACGAGAGGAGCACGAUUAUUAUGUUUCUCAUCUCUUAAUAAUGAUUCGUUUUAUAGAAAAGAUACACAAUUAAAUAAUGAAUCGGAUUUACAAACAAUGAAAUUUGUUCAUUAUUAA
Molecule: messenger RNA, 1272 nt
Organism: Rotaria sp. Silwood2
Lineage: Eukaryota; Metazoa; Rotifera; Eurotatoria; Philodinida; Philodinidae
Source: the annotation of a GenBank genome assembly